This is a messenger RNA of Calidris pugnax (ruff), 783 nucleotides long. RefSeq names its product B-cell differentiation antigen CD72-like. The coding region runs from base 1 to 783 and encodes 260 amino acids. NCBI's taxonomy places the organism in Eukaryota, Metazoa, Chordata, Aves, Charadriiformes, Scolopacidae. The transcript is spliced from 5 exons. The record is from RefSeq and is a predicted model, not a curated record. Gene Ontology annotation, cellular component: plasma membrane. Gene Ontology annotation, molecular function: transmembrane signaling receptor activity.
AUGGCCCAGAGCGUGGUCUAUGCCGACCUGAAGUUUGCCACGGCUCCCCAGCUCCCUGCCCCCGCCGGCCCCACAGCCCCCGAUGAGGAUGACAGCCCCUAUGAGAACGUGCCGCUGGGGCCAGUGCCCGUGGAGCCCACUCCAGACUGGCAGGUCACCCGCAGCCUGCAGAACACCUCCCGUGAGCAUGAGGCCGAGCAGGGCCGCCUCUCACAGGAGGUGAGCACACGGCAGGAGAGCCUGGAGCAGACACGGAUGGAGCUGGCGUUGGCCAGAGCGGAGCUGCAGCGAGCGUGGCAAGAGGGCAACAGCAGCCAGCUGGAGCUGGAGAGCCUGCAGAAGAAGAUGCAGGAGGUGCAGGCGAAGCUCAUCAGCAGCGAGAGCACAGUGAGCAGCCUGCGUGCCUGUGUGAACACAGAGUGCUGCCCCUUGGGCUGGGUGCUCUACAAGAACGUCUGCCUCUUUAUCUCGGGGGAGAAGAAGAGCUGUCAGCAAAGCUGUCAAGACUGCAGAGAUAAAGGUGCUCGGCUGCUGGUCCAAGGCAAAUGGAACUCAUGGAACAUGCCGGAUAUUAUGAAAGGAUCUAGUGCCCUUUACUGGAUUGGAACAAAAAUUCCUUCUGACAUCAAGUGGUGUCACUCUAGUGGAGCAAUGUGUGAGCUGCUAACAACUAACAGGAAAGCAGACAAUUAUAAAUGGAAGCUGUACCAGUGGAUCUGCGAGAAACCCCCAGAGUUGACCACCGCAUCCAAGAGCCUUCGUCCUCUCCUGGACAAGGCCUGA